AAUCGCUAGUAACGACUUACGAACGAAAGAACGGAUCAUGUCAUAUCCUUUCUUCUUAUGCCCCAUCGAGACGCCGCAAGACUCCGCUAGAAUAUCGUCCACGUGCCGCGGCUCCGUCUUCCCCGUGUAAACCAGCCCAUUGCCUGGUCGUCUCCCGGUAGGUGGGGAACCACCACCAACGUUAACCCCAUAUCCUAGGGACUGGGGGCCGCCGAGUCUACGGUGUGGGAGGCCCCGAGAUGGGGAAGCUCCUCGUGUAACGGUACUCCGUAGUUCGAGGAUGGACACCGACCCGUUGGUUGGGCCAUCGUUGACAAGCGUCCCUGUCUGUUGAUCCCACGCCUUGCCCAGGUUUUCCUCUUCCUUUAAAAGAAUCGGCCCAUCCCGCGCAUCUCUCUCGCGCGCGCGUCUGCUCUCCCCAGUUGCCUCCCCUUCGAGCAAAGUAACAGAAACGAGUGCGCUGCGGUUCAGUGCCCAAUCCCCGAGCCACAAUGGCAAAACUCGAAGACGAAUUCAAAGGCCAGGCCGAAGUCGAACAUGACAAUGAGCCGCCCGUGUACGUUGAGAAGGCCGCCGUCGGCGAGGUGAAGGAGAUCAAUGCCGCCUCCGUCGCGUUGGCUGCCGCCAUGGCGGAGCAGCAAGUCAACUGGUGGUCGCCCAACAUGAUCAAGUUGUACGGCAUCAUGGCGAUCGGCUAUCUUGUUUCGACUAUGAACGGCUUCGACUCGUCCCUCAUGGGAGCGAUCAACGCAAUGCCACCCUAUCAAGAGACCUUCGGACUCUCGAGCGCCGGUUCCACAACUGGCAUCGUCUUCAUGAUCUACCAGGUCGGCCAAAUUUGCAGUUUCCCGUUCUGUGGUAUGAUCGCAGAUGGCUGGGGUCGAAGACUCUGCAUCUUCGUCGGCUGCUUCAUUGUUCUCAUCGGCACAGCUAUCCAAGCACCUGCCAAUCACCUGGGACAGUUUGUGGCAGGCCGAUUUGUCCUCGGCUUUGGAGCUUCUCUUGCCUCCGCUGCCGGACCUGCUUACGUCGUUGAGCUGGCGCACCCUUCCGCUCGUGGAACCAUGGCUGGUCUUUACAACAACUUUUGGUGGCUUGGGAAUAUUCUGGCUGGUUGGACUACCUACGGAGCGAACUACCACGUCAAAACAAGCUGGGCGUGGAGAAUCCCCACCGUCGUCCAGGCUGGUAUGCCCGCAGUAGUCAUGAUAUUCAUCAUGUUCUUCCCCGAAAGCCCUCGAUGGCUCAUUUCAAAAGAUCGUGCAGAGGAGGCGCUCGCCAUCUUGGCCAAGUACCACGGUGACGGCGACGUGAACUCCCCCAUCGUGCAGCUCCAGUACCACGAAAUCAUCGCGGAUCACCGCUCGACCACCGACGAGAACCCCUGGUGGCAGAUGAAGGAGCUCUUCAACACCAAGGCCCGCCGGUACAGACUUUUCAUGGUCAUUGCCAUGGCUUUCAUCGGCCAGUGGUCUGGAAACAACGUCGUAUCCUACUUCAUGCCCGAGAUGUUCAAGCAAGCCGGCAUCACCGACGACAACACCCAACUCCUCCUCAACGCCAUCAACCCAAUCUUCUCCAUGAUCGCCGCCAUCUGGGGCGCGACCCUCCUCGACAGGCUCGGCCGCCGCUUCAUGAUGCUGGCUGGCUUGACCGGCUCGCUCGCCUCCUACGUCAUGCUCACGGCCUUCACCGCCGAGUCGGCGAACCACAAGAACCUCUCGUACGGCGUCAUUGUCUCCAUUUACAUCUUUGGCAUCUGCUUCGCCUGGGGUUUCACGCCGCUUCAGACGCUGUAUGCUGUCGAGUGUCUUGAGAACCGCACGCGCGCUAAGGGAUCUGGACUUUCAUUCCUGUUCCUGAAUGUCGCUAUCAUGAUCAACACCUAUGGUAUCUCCGUCGGUAUGGAGAAGAUUGCAUGGAAGCUGUACCUCGUCUACAUUGCCUGGAUUUGCAUUGAAAUGGCAAUCAUCUACUUCUUCUUCGUCGAGACUGCUGGAAAGACACUGGAAGAGCUCAAGUCCAUCUUUGAGGCUCCCAACCCCAGGAAAGAGUCUACCAAGAAGACAAAGGUUGCUGUCGACGAGGCUGGUAACGUCAUCAACGUCGGUGCGACCACUUCUGGUAUCUAAGUGACAUUGGACUGAGUGCUUCCGUUGGUGGCUCGGCUUCGAGUACCAUAAUGACCUGCAUCUAGUCAUUCUAUUGUGGGAAGAAGGAAGGAAGGAGGAAGAGAAGACAUAAGAGAUGAGAUAAUGGAAUGAAAGAAGAGAUGACACAGAGCAUAAAGACACUGGAUUACUUGUUGACCCAGCUACUCUUAUGCUCGACACUUCUUCCACGAUACCCCCUAUGUUAUAUACCAACCACUGCGUUUACCCCGCAUCUGAUGGGCUUCUUGAAGAAUAAUAUGUUUUUGGAGCAUCCGUCGCAUCAUUCGAUUUUCUCUUGGAAUAUCUGACUCGUGUCACU
This is a messenger RNA of Colletotrichum phormii, 2472 nucleotides long. Its product is annotated as general substrate transporter. Lineage: Eukaryota; Fungi; Ascomycota; Sordariomycetes; Glomerellales; Glomerellaceae. Gene Ontology annotation, molecular function: carbohydrate:proton symporter activity. Gene Ontology annotation, biological process: transmembrane transport; carbohydrate transport. The record is from RefSeq and is a predicted model, not a curated record. The transcript is spliced from 7 exons. Gene Ontology annotation, cellular component: membrane. The coding region runs from base 492 to 2132 and encodes 546 amino acids.